CUGGCGUCAUCACCGUGCGCCCGCAUGUGGGGCAGGUCAGACUCGGGUUAGCUGGAUACCGGGUGUCUUGUCAAAUGAAAUCCUCGCCGCUUUUCAGUAAUUUCUCUCCCGCGUGUCAUCUUUCUACAACAAGGACGAAUCUCGACGGACGCAAACGCCUGCAGACAUGUCGUACUGCAAACAGGAAGGUAAAGAUCGCAUCAUCUUUGUGACCAAAGAAGACCACGAGGCGCCCAGCAACGCUGAGCUGAUUGCAGAUGACCCGGACGAUCCCUACGAGGAGCAAGGUCUGAUCCUGCCAAAUGGGGACAUCAACUGGAACUGCCCGUGCCUGGGCGGGAUGGCCAGCGGACCAUGCGGCUCUCAGUUCAAAGAGGCGUUUUCCUGUUUCCACUACAGUAAAGAGGAAGUGAAGGGCUCAGAGUGCCUCGACAACUUCCGCAACAUGCAGGAGUGCAUGCAGAAGUAUCCCGAGCUUUAUCCUCAGGAGGAAGAUAAAGAAAGCUCCUCUCAAGCAGAGUCCGACUCUGCUUCUUCCUCUGCCUUAUCCCCUGAAAAUGACGCUACCCAAUCCACCUCAAACCCCUCACCUACAGACGGCAAGACUGCCAGCUAAUCAUUCAUCAGUGAGGCUUUUGUUCUCUGUGUGACCAGCGUUCAUGACUCUCCACAAGGAGCUCUGAUCAUCUCCUUUCCGGUUCCAGCCUAAGGAGAGAGGACGUAGACUGACACAGCUCUGACACACACAGGCAUGAUCUGUCAGGCAGGAGGACAUUGUAACUGCAGAACAACAUAGCAUAUGUACAAAAUUAAAGGCUACUUUUAUUAACUGAGCACUCACGACUCAUCAGAUGAUAUUAUUUAAUGACAGCAGGCCUAGCUAUUUGCUUCAGGGACAUUAGCUCAAAGACUCACGUUUAUAUGCAACAUGUAAAUUAAUUUGCUGUGUUUUUUCCAUGUCAGUCAGACAAAUCAUUCAUUGUUUGUCAGGAAAUAUUAAUUAGCACUGAUUUACCGACUGAAGUCUGAGCAGUAAUCACUAGAUUUAUUUUUUCCACAUUGACUAAUGUUCAGCUUUUCCUUGACUCCGCAUAGUUUUUUUUAGUUACACAGUUCAAUCACUUUACUUUCCAUCCAUCAUGUGUGUGAUCAAAUUAGCCCUGGACACAACGCCCAGACGAUAUGAGCCCCAAGUAAGAGGAAAGUACUUUCCUUACCAGCAGGUGGCAGUAGUCUGUAUUUAUCAUUUUAAAGGGGAAACAGGAAACAAGAAGGCCUAUUUGUUGGUGGCAUAGACAGAUUGCUCUGUUUUUUAUCCUGUCACUGUAAUCACACCAAUGUUGGCUCCAGAUGACAAUAUUGUUAAUGUUGUCAUCCAUCCAUCCCUCCAUCUUCUACCGCUUUAUCCUCCACAUGAGGGUUGUGUGAUAUAUAUGUACAUGUACAUAUACAUAUAUAGUGCCCCCUGGUAUCUUCUUGCUGACCUUUGGGGCGAUUUGUCAUGGGCUUAAGAAAGCAAGGCUGCUUCUGUUACUGUACCAUAUCUGUAGCGCUGCAACUAACAAUUAUUUUCAUAAUCGAUUAAUCGAUUGGUGUUCAGAAUAUCAGAAAACCUUAAAAAAUUAUCGAUCGGUGUUCGUCAAACCUGGAAAUGAUGUUCUCAAAUUUAUUGUUUUGUCCACAAACCAUGAUUGAUAAUGAUUUCUUUGUUAUCCAGAGCAAAGGAAUUAUGAAAAUAUUCACAUUUAAGAAGCUUAAACAAUCGGAAAUCUUGUUUUAAUCAUGAAAAAGCAUCAAACCGAUGAUUCGAUUAUCAAAAUAGUUGCAGGUUCAUUAAGUAAUCGAUUCUUCGAUUAAUCGUUUCAGCGCUACGUAUCUGCUAUAGACGUUACGUUGAUUUUUUAAAGGGAUAGUCCAGAUGUUUUAAGUUUGUCAGUAUGAUGUAUUGACACCAACGGUUGCGUGAGUGUGUCUGAGAGCCAGACACUCGCUCUCACUGACAUGGCUGCCACUCAACAAAAUAUACACCUGCUUAAGUCUAUGACGUCAUGACAAUAUGUAUACCACUUGUUUAUCUCUCUGUUAAACAGCCUUUUCUGGCUGGGUGAGACAGAUAAAAUCAGCAAUUUUCUAUGUCAUGCCACACAGGAGUUGUUGAUUCACUGCUGCCUGAAUGAGCACAUUCACACACACACGUGUUAUACUGUGAUUUCAGUGCUUGAAAACGUUGGUUCAGUUGUCCCCAAGUGACACAAACUUAAUAAAUGAGAGAGCAGGAUACCAGCAGCUCCUAUCCCGAGUCCCUGUCAACUAAAAAUGCAGUUUUUCUUAAUGGAAUUUGGUGCAGGAGAUUAUGAAGUUUACAAAUACACACUUUAAAAAACCUCAACUAUCCCUUUUUGAAGCUUGUUUCAGAAACAAUAUAUUAUUUUUUGAAAGCCACUUGAUUCCCAACAAAGAACAGGCAUCGAGCGUUUUACUUUUUUCAGAAUUAAUUUAUUGACGGCUGUCAGAACGUGAAGAGAAUUUCAUCAAAUGAGAUGGUGUUUUUGAAACGGACUACAGCUUUUACACAGAUGUUUUUGAAGUGAUUGUUGACGUCUUGUAGAAACUUCGGGGUCCUCGUCUGUUGCUGUGUGAACAAUGGUUGCCGUGGUUCACCGACACUGUAUCUGUCUAAGACCAAAGUGUUAAAUUGUUGCUGUCCCUCUUGUUUCAACACUGUUGUAAGUCUCCUCUUUGGAAGCUGUGGUCACCACUCGGUGUCAUUCAAGCCUUAAAAGACUCCAAGGUAUUUAUAAAAGAACAUGUCCAUGAUUAAAAUGAUAAUCAAACCA
Solea senegalensis (Senegalese sole) is the source of this 2837-nucleotide messenger RNA. It is a transcript of the gene chchd4a, whose product is annotated as coiled-coil-helix-coiled-coil-helix domain containing 4a. The transcript is spliced from 3 exons. The coding region runs from base 167 to 616 and encodes 149 amino acids. Lineage: Eukaryota; Metazoa; Chordata; Actinopteri; Pleuronectiformes; Soleidae. The record is from RefSeq and is a predicted model, not a curated record. Gene Ontology annotation, cellular component: mitochondrial intermembrane space. Gene Ontology annotation, molecular function: protein-disulfide reductase activity. Gene Ontology annotation, biological process: protein import into mitochondrial intermembrane space.